Trichoderma citrinoviride is the source of this 1859-nucleotide messenger RNA. RefSeq lists its product as hypothetical. NCBI's taxonomy places the organism in Eukaryota, Fungi, Ascomycota, Sordariomycetes, Hypocreales, Hypocreaceae. The record is from RefSeq and is a predicted model, not a curated record. The coding region runs from base 42 to 1853 and encodes 603 amino acids. The transcript is spliced from 2 exons.
UUUCUUCGCCAGGUAGUUGUGGUUCAGCUGCCACACAGGAUAUGGAGCCAUCUGGACCGGCAACGGACGAGGUACCAUCCUCACCACUCCCUCCAUCCCCAACUUCUGCGGUUACGACCCCAGUCUCGUCUCAACCAACCUAUACAACCGCAGGGACCAUCUACAACCCCAGCUCGUCGCAGCGGCUCCAGCCUCCCGCUCGCCGUGGCCGUCUGCUCAAGCUGAAUCCUGAGAGCGCUUGCUUUGUCUUUGAUCCUUCGAGAUUUGGUUCUCCUAGAUCAAUCCUGUCCCAACCCGACACAAGCGUCAAGACGCCAGCCAUUGCAACCGUUAAGCAGUAUAGCCCUCUGCAGCAGAACUAUGAUCGUGCAGUGAGCCCUGCUGCCAGCCCAGAUCGCGAAAGCGCGAUGUCGCCCCAACCCUUUGCGCUGCACAACCCGCCUCUUCGAGCCAGAGUUGACUCCCUACCACUUUCUCGCCUCGACAAGGGCCACGGAUCCAAGGCCACAGCCGACUCUAGCGACGAUGAUGGCGAUAGCAUCUCUGUAGGUGCUCUGAAGAACAUGACGGUCAAGUCCCUCCAAAACCUGGCGUCGUACCCGAACCCGAACCAGAAGAGCGCUCAGAAGGCGCUGCUUCGGGGGACAAGACCAAAGGCCGGCAACACUCUCGGAAGCGGCUUGUCUGGACUGGCCCAGCCAUUCGCAUACCGCAACAUCAGUCCCGGGGGAGUGAGGCUCUCCUCGAGUGAUGAGCCUGCGAUUGGAUUGCGCCCUACUCUGUCGGACCCAAGCGCACUUCACCAUAACUACAUGGACCGUCGACGGAGAUCUAGAAUGAUGACUUCCGACGCCGGACCGAGCGGCACUUAUGCCAGUCUCUUCGAAUCUCGGCGUUCGACACCCUCCACGAAUGACGACAUGCCAGACUCCCAUCCUACGGCGUCGAUGCGUCUCGCCACAGGUCCGGGUGCGCCCAAGCCCUUGACGGCGGGGCCUCCCGGUCAACGUCAGUAUCGUCCUUCCACAUUUGAGUCCACAUUCAAGGCGCUCAAGAGCCGAGCGACAGCUCACCAGGCGUCCGUCACUAAUGCUGAGGAUGACUCGGAUGCCGCUCCAUUCACUCCCAGGGCUUUCAGCACCGUGGCAUCGGCCGGGCAUUACCAAUACUCCUCUGCAGAGGACGAAGAGUACCAGUCUGCCGCCGAGUCAAUCUUCAACGAAGUCAAAGCCAGAACCAGGCCCAUGACUCCAGCAAUUCCUCCCGACAGUCUAUUGUACCUGACUAUCCACUCUGAGCCGGAAUGGCCACGCGAGCGCGAGCCUACCCAUGAUGUCCGCGAGUAUACCCACCCGGCCUAUGAUACGCGGGGAGCCAGCAUCGGCAACUGCAACACUCCGGAACGAAUCUUUCUCAACUUAGUCGGCUUGGGCCACGGUGCCCCAUCGAUCAUGCCGACAAAUUGGCAGUCAGAGAUGAACAAUGGAAAUUCUUCCCACUGGGAUGAGCCCACUGGCCCAAUGUUUCCACAGCAAACGGGACCGAAAAUCUUGACCCAACAAGAGAUUGCGGAACGGAGCAGGAAACUCCAUGACAGUUGGUACUCUGGCUUAGGCCAAGGCCUGGGCGUGUCGACAGUGUUCCCCAAGCCCGUUGACAGGAGUGUCAAGAGACCAGACAGAAGAAGCAUUUACGGCGCAGUUGGCGACGGGCGUCCUACCGGGGUAAAGCAGAGUAGCUCGGCUGCUCGAGGUGACAGCGGAGAGUUGAAAAGCAGCAACUCGAUGCAGUCCAUCAACAGUGACGUUGCGGGCCUUGCGCUUCUGGGCGAAGUCUUGAGCCGCGCCACUUAGUUGCUC